Paramacrobiotus metropolitanus is the source of this 1403-nucleotide messenger RNA. Its product is annotated as BTB/POZ domain-containing protein 6-like. The record is from RefSeq and is a predicted model, not a curated record. Gene Ontology annotation, molecular function: protein binding. The coding region runs from base 8 to 703 and encodes 231 amino acids. NCBI's taxonomy places the organism in Eukaryota, Metazoa, Tardigrada, Eutardigrada, Parachela, Macrobiotidae. The transcript has 8 exons.
UUUAAGCAUGCGCAGUCCAGUUUUCCGGACCAUGUUCUAUGGAAGUUUACCAGAAAAGUGUGUUGGCGCCAUUGAUGUUCCCGAUGUUCAUCCGGACGCCUUCGCAAAUAUGCUCAGUUGCAGCUGCUUGUACGCUGACCGCGUUGACCUCAACCACGAAAACGUUUUCCCAACGCUGUACUGUGCGGACAGGUACGACGUGCCGUUGUUGACCGAUCUCUGCUCGCGGUUCAUCUUGAGCGACCUUAAUGCGGGCAGUUGCCUGAUGUAUCUGGACAAUGCUGUUAAAUGGCAUGCAAAUGAUCUCGUGGAUCCUUGCUUGAGAGUGGUGGACGCAUAUUGUGAAAAUGUUCUGCGCUUCAAGGGGCUUAACCAGAUCGACAGGGGAACGUUGGAGAUGAUUCUGCGACGCAGCACACUUCGGGCAUCGGAAAACGCAGUCUACACUGCAGUAGAAAAGUGGGCAACAGCGGCCUGUGCCCGUAAUGACGAAGAACCGACGGCGCAUCCUGGCCGAUCUGCUGCUCCUCGUACGAUUUCCGUUAAUGAGCGAUACCGAGCUGCUAGAUGGACCCGCCACGAGUGGGCUGCUACUGGAGGCGGAAUUGUUGGACAUUUACCGGUACAAACAUGCCACUAUGCGGCCGGAAAUUCCGUUUUUAUCGCAGCCAAGAAGCGAUUUGCCGCCGCAUUCUCCGGAUAGAGAUUUCGAGCCGGAGACGGAGUUCCGAUUUCGCUUAAAGAAGAUCAUCAGGCCAUUCAUCAUGUUGGCCAACAAAUUACCAAAGCGCUCGCGGUUGGUGCAACAAUUGCCAGCGCGUCGCUUGCCGAAAUCUAAUAUGAUUUCGUUGCGUCGUGGACAAGACGGUCGUUUUGGGCUUACUCUUGUUGGAGGCUUAGGUUCGCCGAAUGGGAAUUUGCCGAUUUCGGUGGAAGUGAUCGUAGACGGCGGAAGCGCUCGGAUUGAUGGUCGAUUGCAGCCAGGCGAUCGGAUUGUGGCGGUGAACGGUGAGAGUCUAGAAGCGGUCACUCGAGAGCAGGCCAGGAGCAUUCUGCGCAACGCCGGAAACAACGUAACCCUGGAUGUGAUUCGCUGAAUACUGCCUGUACACACUGUGCAUUGCACUGUCUAAACUCGGCUUCGUGGACGUGUGAUCAGCUAGCGAUUGCAAUUUAGUUUUGUAAUAGCUUAAUGCAGUGUGCGUACUAUAAUGUCUUACGAAAAAUGAUUUACCCGGUGAAUGGCAAGAAUAGUGGGGUACUCGUACAUUUUUACAUUCGGUAGCGCAUCGUGCAUUACUUUAUCCUUUCCUUCCGCGUGAAAAAUAGUUUUUCGUCCUGAUAUCGUGUUUAGCUUAAUUACACUCUUGAAUAAUAUGAUCUUGUCUGUUUUCCAUUUCAUA